UCGUCUCUUCAACGCCCCCAUCCAAAUCUACAUCAAAGCUCGGCCAAUGCACCAAUAAACACAAAAAAAUUAACCGCUUCAUGAUUCUCACGUCUUCCCAUCCACACAGUCCCCUAUUACCUUUCUUCGGUUCCACUCUUCUACCCAUUUCCCGCAAUUUUCCCUCAUUUUCCUUCGUUUUCCCUCAAACCAAACACUAUGCUGCUGUUGUUUCUUUAAUCCAAACAACAUUUUUAUAAUAAAAUUCACCGAAAGGAAACAAACCCUUUUGCCAUUUGACAGCCAUGACAGAGGUCCUCCACUCCUCACCAUCAUCCUCUUCUUCUGCCUUAUCCUGCGCACCCUCACCAACCCACAAUGACGCGCUGUUCGAAGUGGAGGGUGAGGAGGAGGGGAAGGAGAGAGACAAGGACAGAGAUCAGCUGUCUCUGUUGGCCCUUUUGCUCACCCUUUUCCGCAAGUCUUUCUGGGUUGCUUGCAAGAACGAUAGAGAGAAGUUCUGUAGUAUGGAGAUCGGGUGGCCCACUAAUGUGCGCCAUGUUGCACAUGUUACGUUCGACAGGUUCAAUGGGUUCUUGGGUUUGCCUGUUGAGUUCGAGCCAGAAGUGCCCAGGAGGGCCCCCAGUGCAAGUGCCACUGUUUUUGGAGUUUCUACAGAAUCCAUGCAGUUGUCAUUCGACCCCAGGGGAAACAGUGUUCCAACAAUACUCCUGCUGAUGCAAGGACACUUGUAUGCUCAAGGUGGCCUGCAGGCGGAAGGGAUUUUCAGAAUCAAUGCAGAAAACAGCCAGGAGGAGUAUGUCAGGGAUCAAUUAAAUAGGGGAGUGGUUCCAGAAGGAGUUGAUGUACACUGUUUGGCAGGUCUUAUCAAGGCCUGGUUCAGAGAACUCCCAACUGGGGUAUUGGAUUCUCUAUCAUCUGAGCAGGUAAUGCAGUGCCAGUCAGAAGAUGAUUGUACUGCGCUUGUGAGGCUCUUACCCCCGGCAGAAGCUGCUCUAUUGGAUUGGGCAAUAAACCUGAUGGCUGAUGUUGCCCAACAGGAACACCUGAACAAGAUGAAUGCACGCAACAUUGCUAUGGUGUUUGCACCAAAUAUGACACAGAUGUCUGAUCCAUUGACUGCAUUGAUGUAUGCGGUCCAAGUGAUGAACUUCCUCAAGACCCUUAUUGUGAAGACACUACGGGGAAGAGAAGAUUCAGUUGUAGAACCAGCUCCUAUUUCCAGCCUAGAGCCUUCUGAUGGGAAUGGACACGAGAGUCCACCACAGCCAUGUGUGGAAGAUACUGUGCAAGAAAAAGAAGGAACGGACUUGGCCUUCGCUGCUGAAGAACCCAUUUCAGGAAGUGCUUCUGACUCUAAUGACCUUGAUGACAUGACUGAUGGAGAAGCUUAUAGUGAUUCAACUUCUAUCGAGGAACCUUGUGGAGGUUGUGUCUCCCCUAAUCCAGUUAACACUUACAAGAAUGAAACCGAAGCAGGUGUGACUAAUGGUCCAAAGAACCAAGUCCGGGAAAAAACCCAUGCGGGCAAAAUUGGCCAAUCAAGUGAUUCUAAUGUUGACAAGGGCCCUGGAAAAAUUAAUGGGCAGCAACCCUUAUUUCAGGUACUGGGACCUGUAGAGAAGAGCAAGGAAGUUAGCAAUUUGAGCCGAAUAAAUUCGAGGCCAGAGCGGAUUGAAGCCUGGCGGUGAAGGUCAACAGUGUUUGGGGCCUGACCGAUUGUGUAUAACAAGCCGACUAUGCCGCCAUCUGUUUGAUUUUGAAGUUGCAAGAUUUCUGACUUGUUCAUGCGGUUUUUUGUGUUUUUGGUUUAUUUUUUGAUCUUGUUGCUGACAUUUCCAUGGCAUUACACGCCCAUACACUGCUUUCAGAAAUCUGCAACUACGUUUGUUUUCAGUUUCAUCAACCAUGUUUGAUUUGGAUAUCAGUCAUUCUUAACUUACAUGUGAAAUGGCAAAUGUAACAUGUGUACUUUGUGUCGA
Molecule: messenger RNA, 1982 nt
Organism: Cornus florida
Lineage: Eukaryota; Viridiplantae; Streptophyta; Magnoliopsida; Cornales; Cornaceae
Product: rho GTPase-activating protein 5-like
Exons: 5
Coding region: 285-1691 (468 amino acids)
Biological process (GO): signal transduction
Molecular function (GO): GTPase activator activity
Source: RefSeq, a predicted model, not a curated record